GUAUAGUUAGCGAAAUAUUUUUGAAGAGUUAAUUUUUAUAUUUCUUCUACACUCUGGGCUAAAUGAACGCGCUUAUCCGUUCUUGCAGGUCCAAUUCAAGGCCGCUCUUGGCUCUAUCGUUGUUGUUUAUCUCGGUAUAUUACGUGUGUAUGGAUACUAUAAGUUCUACAUCGACACUCCCCCCAUCAUGGAAACAGUCUAUUGAGCUCGUUAGGUCCAAAGACAUAGUUGUCGCAAGUCUGAAGGAGGAUGAUACUACGUGGGUCGGGGAACAUCUCUCAGAUUGGCAUGCCAACAUCUAUGUCGUGGAUAAUCCACGAGCAGAAUUGACCGUGCCGGUGAAUAAAGCUAGGGAGUCAAUGGUGUAUCUGACCUAUAUUAUUGAUCACUAUGAUAAACUCCCAGAUAUCAUGAUCUUUAUGCAUAGUAAUCGAUAUCAGUGGCAUAACGAUGAUCCGGUUUACGAUGCUGUUCCAAUCAUCCAUUCUCUCCGCCUCCAGCAUGUAUACAAAGUUGGCUAUGCGCCCCUCCGCUGCACGUGGAUUCCAGGCUGUCCUGCAGAAUUACACCCCUUAAAUCCUACAGACGUGGGCCCGGAAAAUCGCCAACGUUCAGAGGCCGCGUAUGCGGCUGCGUUUCAAAAAAUGCUUCCAAAUUCCCCUGUUCCGUCAGUUGUCGGGGCGCCGUGCUCGUCGCAGUUCGCUGUGACUAGGGACCAGGUGAGGAAAAGGUCCAAGGAGAGCUACAAGUUGAUGCGACGCUGGGUCAUGGAGACGGAUCUUCCUGAUGCGGUUUGUGGGCGUGUUAUGGAGUAUAUGUGGCAUAUCAUCAUGCAAAUGCCACCAGUCUACUGUCCCCCAGCAGCAGAGUGCUACUGUAUGACAUUUGGGCUGUGCAACUUGACCUGCAACACUGUUGUCAGGUGCGAGAACAGAUAUAUUCUCCCCAACAUUUCGCGCGUCCCCGAUGGCUGGCCGGAAAAGGGUGGUGGUAAGAACGGCUGGCCCGUUCCUGGAUGGCAUCAAUGAUGAUGAAACGACUACUUUGCCAGCUUCUACGAUAUUCACGGAUUUCAACUUGGUUGAUAUUGCAACCCCCGCUAUCCCUAUCUCCUCGCACUUAAAGGGUUGAAUAGAAGAGAAAUUAUCCCUAUUUACGGUUGGAAUUGGGCUUUCUAGGUACAAAAGAUGGUUUACCUUCCUUGAAGGUCGCGAGGUGCUCGUGCGCCUUAAUUUCAGUCGUCUAUUCUCGCUUUGUCUAGCUCCGCUAUUUACACCUUAGUGCUAUGACCACGACAUUUACAAAAAGAGGAAGGUAGCGAAGAGGGGAAAAAAAAUACUCUGUACAUCAACUCCGCUUAUCAAUAUACAAAAGCGGGAGAUGCGUAACGCGCGAUCAGUUUGAAACCUCGUAUUCCACCCAACAUGCACACGUGGCGAAAAUUCCUCCAUUCAGCCCCUUAAUUCGUUGAUGUUAUACACCUACCGAAACUAGCUACAUCCCGAUCCCGAUCCCAUCCCUCAUGCUUUCGAGAGAAAAGCAGCAUAACUCUGCACCAUGCCAGCAAACCCAACAACGGCUGCUGUGUCUCUAAUACCAUUCUUGUUGUACCAUGCGGAUGUACCGAAGCAGAGGAUGGACGUUAGAGCGGCGAUGCCUUUUUCAAUUGGAUCGGAUAGGGCACCCUGCGCCGAUUGGGACCAGCGGUAGUUGGUUAAUGCUAUCGAUGGCGGGUUAGUUUAGGGAGGAAGAAUGGGGAUAUGUCCCUUUCGUUUUUAUCGGCUCUUUCUGGGCGAAUUUCUCUUUUCAUUUCUUUUCCUUUUUUAUCGCCGUUUUUGUCGGCGAUGAAAGCCUACUGGCAGACAGGCGCCGUGUAUGGAUGACUAUGAUACCCCCUUUUGAACCUGUAUGAGAUAAAACUUACCAACAAUGAGAAAGAAGAUGCUUCCCUGUGAAUGCCGAUACUCGGGUAUUAGUUAAAUUCGAGUUUGCAUUCUUAUGAUAUUAUGUAGGAAACAAAACCAAAUGGAUUAUCUUAAACAAGACAUCAAAAUGAAGGAUAUGGGGAUCCCAGCUUGUCUUCCUUAUAAUAAAUCUUUCCACAUACUCGCCUGAUUCAGACGACCCAAAAGCCCCAAACGGAAAUAAUUCCGAUAACUUGAAACGAAAUAAAUCAGAAAAGAAAAGCUACUACAUACCUGAUACCACCCAGCUCUCGAAAAGGCGCCCACAUGCCGUGGCAGGCCCUUGAACUGCGGAUCACUCAUGAACGAUUUGCUCGCAAGCUAUAUAAUUAAGGAAGGGGUUAAAUAAUUAGCUAUCAAGACACCCUUAUUCAAUAGGUAUCAAUUACUAUAUUUAUAUAACCACAUACCGUAUGGCCAACUGCGAGCAGUGCGAACAUAGCAGCGGUGGUUUUGUAUGCUGUUGACAUCGUGAUUCGUUUUUUCUUUACGUUUUGUCUAUAUGUGGGUAUGGGUCGUUGUGCAAAGUGAAAUAUAGCAAUCAGAGUAAUUUUUUGGAUUAAUUAUUCAAUGGAGUUGGUAUUGCUUUGGUGAAAGAAAAGCUCAUUGGUUUAUGUAGUGUUGCUACCUCGCUCGUUUCCUUAAAGAUAGUUAAGUUACCUCGGUUGUAGAAGAUUAGCGUCGCGUAGCGUAGCGUGGUUAGGAGGAUUCCAAUAAAUAAAACUCAACCUGGGUUAAAAAAAUAGUUACAUAUUGAUAGACAGA
Molecule: messenger RNA, 2729 nt
Organism: Blastomyces gilchristii SLH14081
Lineage: Eukaryota; Fungi; Ascomycota; Eurotiomycetes; Onygenales; Ajellomycetaceae
Exons: 4
Coding region: 63-1028 (321 amino acids)
Source: RefSeq, a predicted model, not a curated record